This is a messenger RNA of Nicotiana tabacum (common tobacco), 1825 nucleotides long. Lineage: Eukaryota; Viridiplantae; Streptophyta; Magnoliopsida; Solanales; Solanaceae. The record is from RefSeq and is a predicted model, not a curated record.
UUGAAACAUCUAUAGAUAGGGGUUUAGGGUUUAAGGCAGUAACCCUCCAACAAAGGCGCACUUUUGCAACCUCUGUUUGCCUGUUUUCUCUUUUUCUUUUUCCAGAGAAGAGAAAAUGAUGGGCGCUAACACAGGGAAGAAACAGAAAGUGGAUGAAGAAAAUAGCAACAUCAUUUAUAGUGAGAUCGUUACUUCCAUUGACAAAUUGCAAGAAAUACAAGACGAGCUUGAGAAGAUCAAUGAGGAAGCAAGUGAUAAAGUAUUGAAAGUGGAACAGGAGUACAGUGAGAUCCGCAAGCCUGUCUAUGAUAAACGAAACGACAUCAUUAAAGCUAUCCCGGACUUUUGGUUAACUGCUUUUUUGGCUCAUCCUGUCCUAGGUAGACUUCUAAAUGAAGAAGACCUAAAGAUCUUCAAGUUUUUAAGUUCUAUUGAAGUUGAAGAGACUAAAGAUGUGAAGUCAGGCUACUCGAUAACCUUUAACUUCAAUGCGAAUCCUUAUUUUGGAAAUAAUAAGCUCUCAAAGACCUAUACCUUCCUUGAAGAUGGACCCACAAAGAUUUCUGGUACGACAAUAAAAUGGGAAAAAGGCAUGGGCAUUCCUAAUGUAGUUGCACAUAAGAAGAAAGGAAAAAAGCGAUCUCGCGAUAAGGAAAGCUUUUUUACAUGGUUCAGCGAAGUCACUCAAAAAGAUGAUGAGGAUGACGCUCUAGAGAUUCAGGAUGAGGUUGCUGACAUAAUUAAGGAUGACUUGUGGCCGAACCCGCUCUAUUAUUUUGAAUAUGACCCUGAUGAAGUUUUUGAUAGUGAUGAGGUAAAGAUACAUCACUGUUUCAUAAGUGUCGCAUCUGCAUCAUGGAUAAGUACAUGUUUCAUAAGUUUCUUUUUGAGCGUACAUUAUUUGAGAAUAUCUCGUUUCCAUAUUACCUCUUGGAUUAUAUCUUCAAAGAAGUUGUCUUGUCUUCGUUGUAAAUAAUAUCGAAUAUUCUUCCUAAGCUGUUGAUCAGUUUCAUAAGAAGGUACUUCCCAAGGUCAAAAUUGUAGUAAGUAUUAAAGGGUAAUGGAGGUCAGAAGAAAACUGCGGAGUUGAGUGGAGCUUGAGGUCAUAACUACCUUAUCACUAGAAUUCAAGUGUUUGGUUUUGGUUGGGGAUUUUUUGUUGCAUAGUAAACUGUUGAAUAAGCUUGCUUGAAUAUUGGCAUUAGAUUGAGCGCUUACUAAGAGUUCUAUAACUCCUAGCUUAAGCGCUUUUUGGGGGAAAACUAUUUGCCAAGUAUAACUUCCUUUAUCCUUUUCUUUCUCCCCGCUAACUAUGUCAAUUCAAUAGCAAGAUAGCAUGCUCUCUAGAUAGAGGUUUUUUGAGAUUUUCAAGUAUUUUCCUCAUUUUAUUUGUCUUCAAUAGAAACAUAAUCCAUGGAGGCUCUAAAAUCUUAAGAUCUGCAACCUCCUACAUCUUUGUUGUGGUGGGUUCUCUCUUUCCUUUUGAUGCUCAUGCUACAUUUUCUAGAUUAUUGCGAGCAAUUUUCAGCUUGGGUUCUGAGCCUCACAAGAUUCAUUUACCAUGGUUUCCAACAAAAUUUUACUAGUCUUAUAUCAAGUCAAAAGUAAUGAAGGGGGGCCCGAAAAACAUAAAACACCAAAGGUUGAAAGGGUAGGAAUUCCUGCGAGUUUUUUUGGUUGACGUUUCAAAAGACAUCUUGCCUUUUGCAAUAAUGAGGCUGCCAAGAUGACUUUACUGGUCUUCCACUAAUAAAUGUACCUUCGCCUUUUUGUGUGUGUGGGAUGGGGGGUGGGGGUGCGGUUGCUUUCAAGUCCAGAGGGUUAG